Molecule: messenger RNA, 1402 nt
Organism: Galdieria sulphuraria
Lineage: Eukaryota; Rhodophyta; Bangiophyceae; Galdieriales; Galdieriaceae
Exons: 1
Coding region: 92-1285 (397 amino acids)
Source: RefSeq, a predicted model, not a curated record
UCUGGGAGGGCUUACUAGAAUUGUAUGAAUGGGCUAGUGGUGCAAAAAGGAGGAAAGUCUACCACUUUAUAAUACUUCCCGAAACGGAAGUAUGCCUAGUCAAAAUAGAGAAACCCAGCGAAAAACAGUAUCUACUAGUUUUAGGGACUCCUGGAGUUGCUCCUUUUCUACAGAUUCUGUAGGAGAGUUAGAGGAAGAAAGAACCUCGUCUGCAGUAGGCUUGCGUCGAAAGAGAAACUCUAGUAGAACCGGUUUAUAUCCGGAGACUAUUCAAAGUGUCCAACAAAAGCAUAAUUCUUUGCGGGAAGAGGGAAACUGUGGUGUUGAAGCUGUCACAAAACAACUUGCUUACGAAACCUUUGAUUUCUCGUCUUCCAACCCCAGUCGGAGAAGAAAAGCGGUUUUCGGUAAUAUAGAGAGUCUAGAAAAGCAGGAAAAUUUUCAAAAGCUUCUUGACAGUUGUUCCCCUGGUGGGUCUUUACCUUCUGAGUGUAUUGAUGACGAUUUUCACGAACUCAACUCCUCUUCCGUUUUUUAUUCAACACAGAGUAGUAAUGGUAAUGGUUUCCCGCAAACUUCUCGUGUGAUAACGGACAGUAGUGAGUAUAUAGCUGAUUCUGAGGAGAACAGUGUCCAAAAUAUUUCCCUUCCAAAAAUGCCAAGAAGGGCUAUUCUUUUGAAUGCCGACUCUGGAGGAGUUCCACCAAAGAGAAGAAGAGAGAUAGUGUCUCGAGUAGCCAACAAAUCCUCUGAGGGUCCUAGCACUAUCGCCACAACCAGAAGUUACAGCACAAUCACUCGGAGCUCUGUCAAAUGGAACAAUUCUGUGGAUUCUUUCACACAGGAAGCAUUUGCAUGCUCUGGGAGUUCACAGACCGAUGGUGUUACGUUAGUUUCUUGUGGAGAACCCGUCAAUUCAGAAUUACACGAAAGUAUAUCGAUCACGUCUUGUUUUCCUGUUUCGUUGCAGACGGAACCGCGUCAUGUGAGUUCGAUGGAGCAGUUGAGUUCUACACCCUCAGAAGAACGAGAAUCAUUUCAGGAUUCGCAUGUGGAACAAACGGAAGAGGACACUUGUGGGUCCGUUUCUAGUGUGCGAAGCACGGAAGGUCUAACUACGGAAUUAUAUAGUCCCUAUGAAAAAUUUACUGAAAAUGGCAUUGUUCAGAGCGACUUCGUCGAUGAUAGCUCCGAUAUGUAUGAUGAGUUGACUUAUUUAGUGCAAAAUUGUGAAGUUACUGAGCCAAAAAACAAAUGUAAUGGUUUUUUACCGUAUAUUUGGUAAAUUGUUUAGACUGUACCUUCUUUUGAUUAUCAAACCUGUACAACUUGUGUUGUCACUCGUGCUUGUGUGUGAAUGCGUGUAUACUUUUAUAAACGAAAGAAAAACGUUGAUUUUCUA